AUGGAUAUGGGAAACCGUAACGUCGCCAAGCGCGACAAGGAAGAGGAGGAGGAGGUUCAAGAUGUUCGCCGACAAAUGCAAGACGCCGAAGCAGCCAAUGCUCAAGCUGUUGCCGCAGGAGCUGCAAAGCAAGCGGGCGCGCCCAAUGCCAACGCGCUCCCUCUCGAUCCGAACCAGCUUCUCUCAGUCCUAGGUCUACUCAGCGGUCAACCUCAAGCCACGCCGGCGGCGCCUGGACAGCCUGUGGCUACAGGAAUGCCUCCGAACAACAAUGCCAACGUACCGACGGUCACCAUCUUCGUAACGGUGACGCCUCCAGCUGCGACACAGACCGUGAUGAUCAUGGUCCCGACAACAGUCACGGUGACUGCGACACCAGUAGCGCCUCCCCCAGUUAAUCAGCCUCCUCCUCCACCGCCAGCUCCGCCAGUCCAGACAUCACCGCCGCUGCCGCCAGCAGCACCGCCGAUGAGCACUCCGCCACCUCCUCCUCCGCCGGUCGUCGCGCCCCCACCACCUCCACCACCUCCUCCAGCCAGCGGGCUCACGAUGCCUCUUGUUGGAGCUAGCCCGUUCCCGAUGCCGCCUCCUGCGGCGUCCGUGUCUGCGCCCAUGUCUUCAGCUUCAUCAACAGGAACUCCCAAGGGAGCCGGCGGUACUCCCACAGCUGUAGUAUUGUUGGGUGUCUUCGGCGGUGUUGGUAAGUCAAGCUUGACGAAGCUCAACUGGUAA
Molecule: messenger RNA, 732 nt
Organism: Colletotrichum lupini
Lineage: Eukaryota; Fungi; Ascomycota; Sordariomycetes; Glomerellales; Glomerellaceae
Exons: 1
Coding region: 1-732 (243 amino acids)
Source: RefSeq, a predicted model, not a curated record